This is a messenger RNA of Aspergillus aculeatus ATCC 16872, 1181 nucleotides long. RefSeq lists its product as uncharacterized. The record is from RefSeq and is a predicted model, not a curated record. The transcript is spliced from 3 exons. Bases 24 to 695 code for a protein of 223 amino acids. Lineage: Eukaryota; Fungi; Ascomycota; Eurotiomycetes; Eurotiales; Aspergillaceae.
GACUUUCGUUGAAUCAAUAUAACAUGCGUAUCCAAUCUUUCCUCCUCUUGGCCGGAGCCACAGCCGCCGUCGCUGCCGAGACAGUCUCUCUUUUCCUAAUCGGCUUCGAUGAGCAACCACUUGAGGGCAAGAUCAUUGGCAUUACCAGUUCCAUGACCAAGUAUCUCGUCAAGUGUGGUGCUGGUGUUGACUCCACCGAAUGUGGCCUUCCCACUGAUGGCAUAACCGUGGCCCAAGGCUCUUCAACCGUCAGCUUGGCAUACGGCACGGGACGUAUGUCCAUCGCUGAGAACUGCAAGUAUGAUUCCGUAAGCGUGACCUGCGCCGCAAGCCUCGACGAGGAAGGCAUAACCACCACCUUCACCUCUGCCGUCGCCCUCACUGAAAUCCCCGGUGGCGGCGCUAUGAUGCCUGUCACUAUCACCGGAACUGGAACAGAGAAGGCUGCCGCCACCACUGGUGCCUCCGUAUCGGCUUCUACCGCUGCCUCGACUAGCGGCGCUACUUUGACUACCGACGCUUCAACUACCGAUGGUACUAGCACUGGUACUAGCACCAGCAACUCCUCGGACAGCAGUAGUGCUGCUGCCACCAGUCCGACUAAAUCUGGUAAUGCUGCUAUGCCGAUGAUUACUGGAAACGCGCGCUGGGCUGCCGGCGGUGCUGCAGCUGUAUUGGCUCUUGCCGCUCUUUGAUCAUCUAGACAUUUUUAUGAUGUUGAAGGUGUUUAGUUGUGGCUCGGUCAACGCCUCUCUGCCUUGACCAAAAAUACAUUUUUAUGUAGCAGCUACAACCGAAUCAUCUUCCCUCACUCUGCCUACCGCAUUGCGGUUGAGAAUAAGCUUCCAUUCGAUUGUGUAACAGAGUAUCUCGGGGGGUUUUCAUCGUAGUCGCCACUUUUUACCCAUUCCGCAAACGGUAAAAAAUUGAGUUGAUCUGACCGUGGCUCUGGCACGAUACGGCUAGGCGAGUAAAAGGUGACUGGUGUGCUACCUAAGUUCCCAGGCGUAGGGACAUACUGCGAACUUUCUUCCCAUAAGGAUCGCGUUCAUGCCGAUUUCGUGAUGCUUGGCCUCAAUAGGCUCACCGUUCAAUCUCUGUCGAUAGUGAGUAGUUAGUUCGCAGAUGUACAGAAGUACAUUUAGUAUAGGUCACGAUGGGAGAGCGUUAUCAUGCUAGGG